This is a messenger RNA of Meloidogyne enterolobii, 1336 nucleotides long. NCBI's taxonomy places the organism in Eukaryota, Metazoa, Nematoda, Chromadorea, Rhabditida, Meloidogynidae. The record is from the annotation of a GenBank genome assembly.
UGGGCAUUUAAAGGUUGGGGGUAAAUUUGGACGUUUAUAAGAGGGCGAAGAACGAACAGCAAAAACAACACAAACAACACAAUAUGUUUUGUUCAAGUUUGUAAUUCUGAUUAAUGGAGAGUGUGUAAAUUUUCCUUUUGUAGUAUUGUAAUUCUGAUUUUAUUAUUUUUUACAACUAGAAAAGGUUGCAAUAAUUCUGAAAAGGGUGUGUUAUUCUGAUUUUUGAAAAGGAUAUAGUUUUAAGUUUGUAAUUCUGAUUUUUUAAGUUUGUAAUUCUGAUUUCUCUUUUAAGGCUUGUAAUUCUGGUAUUAUUCUGAAAAGGCUGUAAUUCUGAUUUUGUAAUUCUGGUUUUAUUUUCUUCGAAAUUCUGAUUUUAAUUCUGAUUUGUUUAUAUUCACUUGUAAACUUGCUUUAUUUCCGGAAAGUUUAGUUUGCAAUUUAAAGUUUAAUUAAUUCUGAUUUUUCGAAAAAAGUUUGCAAUUCUGAUUUUAAUUCUGGAAAAGUUCUAUUUCUCAACAUUUUUACAAUUGUAAUUUUAAUUAGUCAGAAAAUGCAAGAGACUAAAGUAGUCUUAGGAAUUGCAUGCUUAAGCUCAUUUUUGGCUGUUUUUGCUACUUUAGUAGUUAUACCCCAACUUUAUUUACAAAUUAAUGAAAUUAAUGUUCGUGUACGUGAUGGAGUUCAGGCAUUCCGAGUCAAUACGGAUUCUGCUUGGAAUGAAUUAAUGGACUUACAAAUAGCUACAACUCCUCUUAGCAAAGCAAAAAGUCAAAGUUUUCAGUCUCUUUUUCGCGUUAAACGUCAAUUGCCUGAUUACUGUAUAUGUCAACCUUUACAGCUUACUUCCUUUCCUUGUCCAGCGCCUCGAUAUGAGUGUCAUCGUUGCCCUGCUGGACCCCCUGGACUUCCUGGAAAGCAAGGGCCACCUGGACAUGCUGGAAGGCCUGGUGCUCAUGGCCCUCCUGGCAAAAGUAGUGGCGUCGGUCCACCAGGAGCUGUUGGACCUAGAGGACCACCCGGAUCUCCAGGAAAACCUGGAGGUAUUGGUUCGCGUGGACCUCCUGGAAGAUCUGGAGUUAUUCGUUCAACAGUACCGGGGCCUAAAGGUCCGCCUGGUGCACCGGGAUUGCCUGGAAAGCCAGGAUCGCCUGGACAACCCGGCAAGCACGGACCUCAAGGAAUGCCUGGAGCUUUGGGACCGCCAGGUGCAAUCGGAAAACCUGGUUUUCCUGGAAAACAAGGGCCAAGUGGGGCUCCAGGACAACAUGGAGCGGAUGCACAGUAUUGCCCUUGUCCUCCACGUUCAACUGUCGUCAAAACAAAGAAGCGUCUUUAG